AUGGAGGAGGUAGCAACCAAUGUCACCUUUUGCACCACUGAUAUGGUUUUCAAGCAAGCCAAUGCUUCUACUUGUUGGCCAAGCAUGACAGGAGCUGGACCAGAGACAGUAAUUAUCCCCGUGCUGUUUGGACUGAUCUUUUUACUGGGCAUGGUGGGGAACACACUAGUACUGGUGGUACUUGGCCGUCUCCCACCAGGUGGACGUCCAUCCCGCAGUGCCACCAACAUCUUCAUCCUCAACUUGAGCAUUGCGGACUUUUCUUUCCUUCUCUUCUGUGUCCCAUUCCAGGCCACCAUUUACUCCUUGCCAGAGUGGAUCUUUGGUGCCUUCUUCUGUAAGUGGGUGCACUAUCUCGUCAUGGCCACCAUGCUUGUUAGCAUCUUCACCUUGGUGGCCAUGUCAGUGGACCGCUACAUCGCUGUGGUCCACGCUAAGCGCUCCCUGUGCAUUCGAAGCAAGCGGAAUGCCACUCUUGGGGUGGGCAUCAUCUGGUUCCUCUCUCUCCUCUUUGCCAUCCCCGUGGCUGAGCACCAGGAACUUUUAAACGGGCACCAGCAGGCGCCCAACAGCUCUUUCUGCUGGGAACACUGGCCUGGCAAUCCGGGAGCCAAGCAGAUGUACAAGGUGACCAUCUUCGUGGUGGGUUAUCUGCUACCUCUGGUGCUCAUCACGUGCUGCUACACCAAGGUUUUAUAUCACCUUCAUAAAAAAGUGAAGAAUAUUUCCAGGAAGUCAGAGAGAUCAAAGAGAAAGACGGCGCAGACCGUCCUGCUGGUUGUUGCCGUCUUCCUGAUCUCCUGGCUCCCACACCACAUCAUCACAAUGUGGGCCGAAUUUGGGCAGUUCCCGCUGAACAAUGUCUCCUUCACCUUCCGCAUCAUCUCCCAUUGCUUGGCCUACGGGAACUCCUGCAUCAACCCCAUCAUCUACGCGUUCCUCUCGGAGAAUUUCCGCAAUGCCUGCCGCCAAGUCUUCACUUGCAAGUUCCUCCUUCAGCCAGCCCCUGCAGACAAGCUGGUGAGAGUUCGCAUGGAGAAUUUUUCCACCACUCACUCCACAACCACCGUGUGA
Ahaetulla prasina is the source of this 1074-nucleotide messenger RNA. RefSeq names its product galanin receptor type 1-like. NCBI's taxonomy places the organism in Eukaryota, Metazoa, Chordata, Lepidosauria, Squamata, Colubridae. Bases 1 to 1074 code for a protein of 357 amino acids. Gene Ontology annotation, molecular function: G protein-coupled peptide receptor activity. Gene Ontology annotation, biological process: neuropeptide signaling pathway. The record is from RefSeq and is a predicted model, not a curated record. The transcript is spliced from 3 exons. Gene Ontology annotation, cellular component: membrane.